Nematolebias whitei (Rio pearlfish) is the source of this 474-nucleotide messenger RNA. It is a transcript of the gene fgf1a, whose product is annotated as fibroblast growth factor 1a. Bases 1 to 474 code for a protein of 157 amino acids. Gene Ontology annotation, biological process: fibroblast growth factor receptor signaling pathway; positive regulation of gene expression; cell differentiation. Lineage: Eukaryota; Metazoa; Chordata; Actinopteri; Cyprinodontiformes; Rivulidae. The transcript is spliced from 3 exons. The record is from RefSeq and is a predicted model, not a curated record. Gene Ontology annotation, cellular component: cytoplasm. Gene Ontology annotation, molecular function: fibroblast growth factor receptor binding; growth factor activity.
AUGGCGGACGGAGAAGUGUUGGCUGCCGGGGAUGAGUUUGAGGACGGCGGCCUGACGCUGCGGGACUACCGGCGGCUGACCCGGCUCUACUGCAUGAACGGCGGGUAUCACCUCCAGAUCCUCCCGGACGGGACGGUGCAGGGCCGGAGGGACAAGCAGGACGUUUACGCUGUUUUAAGGAUCAAAGCUGUGGACAGAGGCGUCGUCGUCAUUCAGGGGACAGAAACCGAGCGAUAUCUGGCCAUGAGCGAUGAAGGCCGUUUGUACAGCUCCCCCACAGUCACCGAUGAAUGUUACUUCCUGGAGAAACUGGAGGAGAACCACUACAACACAUAUCAGUCCCAGAAGUAUCAAGACAACACUUGGUACGUAGCCCUGAAGAAAAACGGCAAACCUAAACUCGGUCCGAGAACCCACAUCGGACAGAAGGCCAUCUUCUUUCUCCCCAGACAGCUGGAUGAUUCCCGGGACUAA